Fusarium poae is the source of this 1065-nucleotide messenger RNA. RefSeq lists its product as uncharacterized. Gene Ontology annotation, biological process: transcription initiation at RNA polymerase II promoter; transcription open complex formation at RNA polymerase II promoter. Bases 1 to 1065 code for a protein of 354 amino acids. NCBI's taxonomy places the organism in Eukaryota, Fungi, Ascomycota, Sordariomycetes, Hypocreales, Nectriaceae. The transcript has a single exon. The record is from RefSeq and is a predicted model, not a curated record. Gene Ontology annotation, cellular component: transcription factor TFIIE complex.
AUGGAUCUUGCGAUUACACUGGUCAAGUCGGUCAUGCGGGCCUUCUAUCAAACCCGCGAAAUACUCGUUAUCGACGCACUCAUUCUCCAUGAAGCCCUUCGAGACGAUGAUUUGGCAUACCUGAUGUCUAUCAACACAAAGGAUCUUCACAAGAUUUGCGGUAAACUUCGCGAAGAUAGAUUCCUAGUCGUACACACACGAUCCGAAUUGCGAGAAGGCAACCCUAGACCGAGCAAUCGAACGUGGUACUAUAUCGAUUACCGCAGUACAAUCGACGCAAUCAAAUGGCGUGUCUACAAUAUCGACAAAGAAGUGCAGGGAACCACACAAGUGGCGAGUGAGAAGAAAGAAUACUUUUGUUCCCAUUGCAAAGCAGAGUGGACGGCCAUGGAGGUUUUGGACAACGUCGGCCCACAGGGCUUCCUAUGCCAUCGCUGUUCUCAUGUUCUCACCUUUGAAGCCGAUCGAACAUCCACUGGCCAUGAGCAGUCUACACGACUCAACGACCAAUUUAAAUUUAUAAGCGAACUUCUACCCAAAAUCGACGCGGUACAUAUCAACGAGUGCGACUUCGAUCGUGCGCUUGCAAAGGCUCGCCCAGUCAAGCGUGACGAAACACACCAACGAGCUCAAACAAUUGCAGCAGACGCCGGCGCAAACCGACCCAUGGCGGUUAAGGGCCUGACGAACACAGGGCCGCAAUCCAUCGCAGUCAACAUCUCAACAUCCGAUGGCCUCACAGAAGCCGAGAAAGCAGCAGAGCAGGCGCGAAAAGAACAAAUUGCAAAACAAAAUGCACUGCCAUCUUGGAUGUCCAAUAGCACAGUUACUGGCGAGUCUUUCUCAGCCACAGCAGAUCGACCGGCCAAGCGAGUGAAGAUGGAGGAAGAGGCUGGUAAAGAUUCAGCACCAGCUGCACCGGCUGCGGCCAACGCCCAGAUAGACGACAUAUUCGAAAUGAUCAAAGCGGAACAAGCUGCCAAACAAGCCAAGGAAGAGUCAGGGGAAGACGAUGAAGAGGACAGCGAGGAAGAAAUCGAGUUUGAAGACGUAGGGCUUUCCUAA